Messenger RNA from Exaiptasia diaphana, 2595 nucleotides. Its product is annotated as acetylcholinesterase. Lineage: Eukaryota; Metazoa; Cnidaria; Anthozoa; Actiniaria; Aiptasiidae. The transcript is spliced from 7 exons. The record is from RefSeq and is a predicted model, not a curated record. The coding region runs from base 758 to 2545 and encodes 595 amino acids.
UAGGAUCUCUGCUGAAUAAAAGAAUUUAUUACAUGCCGUCGAGGCUAAGGCUGCAGAAGAUCUCGCGGAAACCCGAGUUGGAACUGGCAUAUUUUUGGGACAUAUGUUUUCCCUUUUUAACAAAUGAUUGCUUUCAAGAUAUGGGCACUUUUGCGUAAGCUCUUAUUUACAGGUAUUUCAUUUCGCUAUUUUUUUACAAAUCGUGAAAUAAAAGACACGCGAGCAUUAGUAUUGGGUGCUAAGCAUCCAACGGCAGCGCAGUUAAAGACAUCCAUAACAUUUCAAAGACUCCUCCUAUGUUAGGAAAGCCAGAUUUUUCAAAUCUUCUAAAUGCUUCAAAAGCCUGUUUUGUAAGAAACCUACUAACAGGUGAUAACUGUGUUGAAUCAAGUGAAACUGAGCAUUGGGUGAAUUCCACGUAGUGGUUCUCGUUGUUCAUAAUUUGUAGACGCCACAGGCAGCUUUCUGUGUCAUAAGUUCUUCAAGUACAGGUUUUUGAUGUGUUCUUGUCCGAUAUCAUGGAUCACGGAACAUUAGUUAUAAUGUCCUACAGGUCGUGGAAUCGUUUAUGGUUGGUACAUUGUUGCUACGGGUUUCAAAGAUGACUCGGACGUGAUCCUGUUAAAAUAUGAUGUAAAUCUCACAAUAGUUCGAGAAACGCAGGUUACAUUAACAAGUGCAGAGACUCAAGCUAGUCACCACCAAGACAACUGCUUCCUUUACAAACAUCACUCUAGCUGCCAUCACUACCGUUGAAAUGUGGGGAGUAAUACUCUCUUGUGCUCUUCUCCACAAUGUCUUCGCGACCGWGCCAGAUCCUAUUACAAUUGAAGGGGGUAAAAUCCAAGGGUUUGCAGAAACUUUAAAAAACAACCAUGUUGUUCACAAGUACCUCGGCAUUCGUUACGCUCGUGCAGAACGUUUUGAGAGACCUCGCCCUGUAAGAGAAUCAUGGAAAGGUGUUAAGGAGAUGAAAACGUUUGGGAAAGUUUGUUACCAGUCUUUGGCUUUAACGAAGCCCAGUCGAUUCAAACCAACAAUCGAAGAUAUGGAUGAAGAUUGUUUAAACCUCAACGUGUAUGUCCCUGCCGCCUCGAGCAGCAACCCAAGAGCUGUSAUGUUUUGGAUUCAUGGAGGUGGAUUUAUAGCCAACUCUAACAGAAUMUCUGAUGGUAGUUAUUUGGCAACAUUAGGAGAUGUUAUUGUUGUUACCAUCAAUUACCGGCUAGGUGUAUUGGGCUUUCUUCAUCACAGACCAAGCGGUUUAAGAGGCAACUAUGGCCUUUUUGACCAGCUAGAAGCCUUAAAGUGGGUGAAUCGAAAUAUUGCAGCAUUUGGAGGUGAUCCAAAUCGGGUGACAAUAUUUGGUAACUCCGCAGGAGGUGCUAGUGUGUCAUUUCUCUGCUUGUCACCAUUGGCCCGCAACCUUUUUAAAUACACGAUUAUGCAGUCCGGGGUGUCAAAUCUCCCAUUUGCCUAUCAAUUCUAUAAAGACGAUCCUAACUUGUUGGAAUCUUACAAGAAGAAUUUGAAGUGCACCAACGAYCUUAGUGURAUUGAUUGUUUAAAGUCCGUCCAACCUAGUGUCUUGUUCAGUGUACGAGCACCGCCUCUGGCAAAUCCUGUAGUGGAUGGAGAAUACGUCACAGAUUCUCCAAUUACCUUGCUGGACAAAGGAAUGUUCACAAACCCUGAUAGUACUAUGAUAGGUGUGGCCAGCGAUGAUGGAUCGUGUCUAACGAAUGCCAUACCGGAACUAUCGAAUCCUUCAAUCAACAUUAGAAGUGACAGCAUAACAAGACAGUACCUUCUUGGUUUAAUCAAYGGUCUAUCCCCUUAUUUAAACGACUUGYCCAAGAGGUUUAAAAGUUUCGUCCCAUUUUACAAGAAGGCUGUUAUUCAGCAAUACAGUCCAUGGGCGAAUCUCAACAAAACACCUCAAAACCGACGCAURAUUCUUGACCUUUUGAAAGAUAGCUCGUUCAUCGCUCCAUCGAUUUACCACGCGAAUGCAUUUGUCGAAAACGGUGCAAAAGUGUUUUUCUAUCAUGUGGACUAUGGUUUAAACAUGGAUGGCUACUUUACGCGUCCAUCGUUCUUAAAGGCUUAUCAUGAAACAGAGAAGUUUAUGGUGUUUGGAUUUCCUUUGGCAGCCUCACAGCCCUCAGCAGUCGAUGUUGCAAUAUCCGAAAAUGUCAUAAAAAUGUGGUCAAACUUUGCMAAAACUGGAGAUCCCAACCCGUAUGCUCCAGGUGGAAAUUCCUGGCCUGAAUACGAUCCAAACUCGAGAAAAUAUUUGUCAAUUGAACCCAAUUUGAGAGUAAAAAGCAACCUGCGACCUCAUCACAUGGCUUUUUGGAACGAUUUCCUCCCKUCAUUGAAUAAGACCGCCUACGAAUCRUGUGUUUCUAAUCCUGAGAGCAGCGGUGGUUCUGGAAGCGSUUCUGGCGCMGAGRCUGUAAGCGGGUCUGGCGGAGAGACUGUUAGCGAGGACGUUGAGACGGAUUCUGUUUACAAGUCCUUUCCUUUCYUAGGUCUAUACUAAAGAAUAUUGUCAAGACAAAUAUGAAAAUAAAUGUUAGUGAGAAACUUAAA